GCUGCUUCAGGUGAAGCCGGAGCAGGUGUUAUUGCUACCGCCGGGGCCACUACUGCCUCAGGCCCAGGACGAAGGCGCCGCUGUCUCGCCCGCGCAGGCGCGGCUGCUGCAGCUGAGGUCGGAGCUGCUGCUGUUGCCGCCUCCUCCCGCGUCCGAGGGCGCCCCCUGCAGGCCCGAGCUGCGUCCGGUGCAGCCGCGGGCGCUGCAGGUCAAGGCGGAGAAGCAGGAGCUGGGACCCGCCUUGGACCCGUCGACCGGCCCUCGGAGGGCGGUCGAGGCGGGCCCUAGAGCUUGCAGAGCGGCCAAAGUGGAAGGCCCCGGGCCGGCCCUCGACAGCCGCAGAGGAGACGAGAAGAAGGGCAAGCUGGAGGCCGAGGAGGUCAUGAGAGAUGCAGCAAAAGGCAGGGAAGGCAAAAGCCUGACAGCUGUCGGAGAAGGAGUCAUCAAAACUGAGGAACCCGAGAGACUCUCGGAGGACUGUAGGCUGGGCGCGGAGCCGGCCUCCAAUGGCUUGGGCCAUGGCAGCAAGGAGGUCAUCCUAGCCCAGCCGUCUAGUGCUUUUGGGCCGCACCAGCAAGACCUCAGGAUCCCUUUGACUCUCCACACUGUCCCACCGGGGGCCCGGAUCCAAUUUCAGGGACCUCCACCUUCUGAGCUGAUAAGGUUGACCAAGGUUCCCCUGACACCAGUGCCUAUUAAAAUGCAAUCCUUAUUGGAGCCUUCUGUAAAAAUUGAAACCAAAGAUGUUCCGCUCACCGUGCUUCCCUCAGAUGCAGGAAUACCAGAUACUCCCUUCAGUAAGGACAGAAAUGGUCACGUGAAGCGACCCAUGAAUGCAUUUAUGGUUUGGGCAAGAAUCCACCGGCCAGCACUAGCCAAAGCUAACCCAGCGGCCAACAAUGCAGAAAUCAGUGUCCAGCUCGGGUUAGAGUGGAACAAACUUAGUGAAGAACAAAAGAAACCUUAUUAUGAUGAAGCACAAAAGAUUAAAGAAAAGCACAGAGAGGAAUUUCCUGGUUGGGUUUAUCAGCCUCGUCCAGGGAAGCGAAAACGCUUCCCUCUAAGUGUUUCCAAUGUAUUUUCUGGUACCACACAGAAUAUUAUCUCUACAAAUCCUACAACAAUUUAUCCUUAUCGCUCACCUACCUACUCUGUGGUAAUUCCCAGCCUACAGAACACCAUCACUCAUCCAGUUGAUUCUGAGGAUACACUCUCAAGUGCCCAGCGUGGUGAUUGUGGUGAAGCCCCACCUGCUAUCCAACUGCCCACACCUGCAGUCCAACGCCCAAGCCCCAUCACACUUUUCCAGCCCAGCGUCUCCAGUACUGCCCAGGUAGCCGUCCAGGCUCCAAGUCUGCCACUCCGCCCAGCACUCCCACCUCAACGCUUUGCUGGGCCUUCCCAAACUGACACUCAUCGGCUACCUUCCGGAGCCAAUCGCUCUGUGAAGAGACCUACUCCUGUCUCUCUGGAAAGCACCAGCAGGAUUCCAACUAGUGCAAGUACAGCCCAUGCCAGAUUUGCAACCUCAACCAUCCAACCUCCCAAGGAGUAUUCCAGCGUUUCCACUUGUCCCAGAAGUGCUCCAAUCCCCCAGGCUCCUCCCCUUCCACACUCACAUGUCUACCAGCCUCCUCCCCUUGGCCAUCCAGCCACACUGUUUGGGACACCUCCACGAUUCUCUUUCCAUCACCCUUACUUCUUACCUGGACCUCACUACUUCCCAUCAAGCACAUGUCCUUACAGUCGGCCUCCCUUUGGCUAUGGGAAUUUUCCAAGCUCAAUGCCAGAAUGCCUUGGUUAUUAUGAAGACAGGUACCAAAAACACGAGGCUAUGUUUUCAGCUUUAAAUAGAGACUACCCUUUCAGAGACUACCCAGACGAGCGCACACACAAUGAAGAUUCUCGGGGUUGUGAGAGCUUGGAUGGGACCUCUUACUAUAACAGCCACAGCCACAGUGGGGAAGAAUACUUAAAUCCCAUGCCCCAGCUGGACAUUGGGGCUUUGGAGAACGUCUUCACAGCUCCCACCUCAACUCCCUCUAGUAUCCAGCAAGUCAACGUGACUGACAGCGAUGAGGAGGAAGAAGAAAAAGUGCUCAGGAAUUUAUAAUUUUAAAACAAAUAUGCACAGAAAAUAAACAUUUCUUAAAAUAUA
Molecule: messenger RNA, 2158 nt
Organism: Ictidomys tridecemlineatus (thirteen-lined ground squirrel)
Lineage: Eukaryota; Metazoa; Chordata; Mammalia; Rodentia; Sciuridae
Source: RefSeq, a predicted model, not a curated record